Messenger RNA from Cordyceps militaris CM01, 1494 nucleotides. RefSeq lists its product as uncharacterized. The record is from RefSeq and is a predicted model, not a curated record. The transcript has 2 exons. Bases 1 to 1494 code for a protein of 497 amino acids. Lineage: Eukaryota; Fungi; Ascomycota; Sordariomycetes; Hypocreales; Cordycipitaceae.
AUGGCUUCAAAAAAGUCCAAGACCCCUGCUGUCGACGAGAACAUCGACGAGCUUUUCUCUAGCAUCCGUGGCGACCCCAAGGCCGGCAAGGCCGCCCCCAAGAGCUCCAAGGCUGGUGUUGCCAAGGCCGGCGGCGACACGGACAUUCUGGCCGCUCUCGAGUCGGAACUCGCUUCUGCACCUCCCACCUCCCGUCCACAUACGCCCCGCCUCGUAGGAGCUGGAAAGCGACCGGUACCUGGUGCAUCAGUCGCCGAAGACAAGCGCAAGUCGACCGACAGCGCCCGCAGUGCCCGUGCCAGCUUCACGCCCAGUGCGACGAGCUCUGAGCUUCAGGAUGCCGAGAAGAAAGCCGUCGUGGAGCAGCCGCCUGCACCGAGCGGCGGCGGCUGGUGGGGUGGUAUCAUGUCCACCGCCAGCGCUGCCAUGAAGCAGGCCGAGGCCGCUUAUAAGGAAGUCCAGCAGAAUGAGGAUGCAAAGAAAUGGGCUGAGCAGGUAAGGGGCUUCAAGGGCCUGGAUAUUGGCGCCCUCCGCCAUUACGGCGACGAUUUGCGCCAUCGCGCACUGCCGACAUUCACAAACAUCCUGAACACCAUUGCCCCGCCCAUCAGUUCCCACGAGCGCCUCCUCAUUCACAUCACCCACGAUCUUGUCGGAUACCCAUCCAUGGAUCCUCUUAUUCAUGGUGUAUUCUCCCGCGUCAUGUCACAAGUCGAGGGCGGCGACUUACUUGUUGUGCAGCGUGGCCAAGAAAGCGGCUCACGCCGGGCCCGCGAGAGCAAUGCCGGCUGGCGAGAUGGCCCGUGGUGGCGUCAGUCUGACUCUGUACGAGAACUUGGUCUGAUCAAGGGCCUGACAGAGGGCACCAAACUCUGCCGCGCCAACGCAGAGGGCUACGCUGAAGAGUACUUGUCUGCCAAGGGAGGUGUAGAGCAAGCCAAAGCCAGGGCGACGGAAGACUUGAGCGAAAGCAACCCUGUACGAACCUCGGAUCUGUUUUUGGCCAUCCAAGCUAUCGAGACGGACGACGACGGAACCCUGUUUGCUCGCACCGCCUCAGCCGAAAAAGACAAGGAGGACAAGGCUGACAAGGAAGACGAUGAUGGCCACGUUUCGUUUGCCGUCUUUAUCCUCGACCCUAUCCACCAAAUCGAAUACGCGGCCGUCAGUCAGAGCAUUCCUGCAAAGUGGGCACGUUGGCUGGACACCAACACUCCUCUCACGCCCAAGUCUGGAGACGAGGAGCAGGCCGAGGUGGACUUGGCAGUCCCAGCGGAAAUCCGCGAUAUUAUUGAUAGCGGGGCCGUUGACCCCAGAGAAUGGGUUGCCGAAUGGAUUGAAGAGACUCUUUCGCUAUCCAUUGGCAUCGUGGCCCAGAGAUAUGUUGCUCGCCGAAUGGGAGUUGGCGAGGACAGCCUGGGCAAGGCCAAGAGAAAGAUGGAAGAGCUCGUGUAUGAAAAUGCAGGAGAGGCUGCUCGUGCAGGAGCUAUUUAA